AUGAAUUGCCUGCCCAAGGAUAUGAUUGAAGAGUCGGCCUCUGUCGUACUUCCUGACAAACACUUUUUGAAUAACCUUGAGGAAAAUGCCGAUGAGGGCGGCCAGAUGAUGCACCGGGAUGGCGGCAAGGUAGCCAAUGUAUUUUCCAAGCAAAUGCCUCCCAAUGCUUCUGAUCCCAAAUUCGUCGAUUCCUUGAUUGCCUCUCAAAUGGCCAAGCUAUCAGUCGCUGAUCGAGAAAAGGCAUACAUGGACGUUCACGGGAUCCCAGACCUUGUGGAAGAAACCCCAGAACUGGUUCAGAAGAGUUUGUUGCUACUCCAAAAUGAGAUUGAUUUGUUAUCCGCAAAGGAAGCCUACAAUAUUGCCGAACGGCUGGAUCCAGAUUACGUCCGGGAUCGAGACUUCUGCCUCGCCUUUCUUCGAUGCGAGAAGUUUGAUUGUCAAAAGGCAGCUCUGCGGAUCAUACGACAUUUUCAGACGAAACUGGAUUUAUUUGGUGAGGAUAAGCUUGCGAUGGACAUUGCCCAAGACGAUUUGGAUAUGGACGACAUGGAUGCUUUGUACAGUGCCUCUGGCCGUUUUCUGAAUGCAUAUGAUAGCGGGGGUAGGGUUAUCAAUUUUAUAACGGGAGUACCGAAAGUGUACGAGUCAAGAGCGUUUUACAAUAUAAUGGUGGCUUUUCGCCACAACGCCGAGGUACAACGGCGUGGAGCAGUUACUGUCGGCUGGAAUGCUGGUGGUGUGAAAGGGACAAGCUGGGACAAUGCUGAUCUCAACUGGAAACUACCAAAGUUGCAUGAAGCAACUCCUAUGCGGACAUCUGCAGCCCACGGUUGCUACACCGAUGAGGAUUGGAAAGAAAAACUUGCGGUAAUUACUAUGGGUUUCAACAAGCAGGUCCAAGUGAGAGUCCGAAUUCAUUAUGGCACCGUCCAAGAGUGCCUGCAACACUUACGGCGACAUGGUAUCGACCCAGCUUGCAUCCCAGUCAACGAAAAAGGCCAAAGCACAGACCAUUUGGAAUAUUGUCUUCGACUGGAGCAACAGCGGAAACAUGAGCGUCUGAACUAUCCCCUUCGGCAUAGCAUCGGAGUUCCCUUUCCGCAAGAUGUGCUUCUCGGCAAAGGCACUCCCUUUCAGAAUCACCCAGGUAAUUCGAACCUUCGGCAGGUGGUCUCGGACCGAUACAAGGAGUAUGAAAAGGCCCAAAAAGGUUUAAAGAAGGUUAUUGCUAAAGAAAUCGUUGAUGCCAUCAGAGGCAACGGAGGCCUAUUUCUCAAGCAAGACGGGAAGAAAUGGAUCCCAGUCAACGGUGAAGUAGCGGUGUUGAAAGUCAGCGCUGCUUUUCGAACUUUACGGCGUAAGGGCUGGGUAACAUAG
Cylindrotheca closterium is the source of this 1380-nucleotide messenger RNA. NCBI's taxonomy places the organism in Eukaryota, Bacillariophyta, Bacillariophyceae, Bacillariales, Bacillariaceae. The record is from the annotation of a GenBank genome assembly.